Molecule: messenger RNA, 771 nt
Organism: Serpula lacrymans var. lacrymans S7.9
Lineage: Eukaryota; Fungi; Basidiomycota; Agaricomycetes; Boletales; Serpulaceae
Exons: 5
Coding region: 1-771 (256 amino acids)
Source: RefSeq, a predicted model, not a curated record
AUGACCUCUCAAAAGCUCACACUCAAGAUUUCAUCUAUGAAAGACAGGCUCCUUGCCAACAAAAAGAACCAAUCUCCUAAGGAUGAUGCCACAUUAGUGGAUAAAUUGAAGGAGGCACAAAUGGAAGGCAAUCGACCUGACAAUAACUUCAAAAAACCAGCUUUUGUUGCUACAGCUGUUGUGCUAGUGCAGAGUCAUAAAACCAGUGGUGGUGCACCAAAGAUAUCUACAAAUUAUAGCCGAUGUUGGGGAACAUUAAAGGCUAUGUGCCUUGUUGUUCAGCAGCUUCAAGAGCUGUCUGGUUUUGGAUGGGAUGAUACCAGAAAGAAAGUAACUGCUGAAGAAGAUGUGUGGGAUAACUAUAUUGCACCUCAUCCAGAAGCAAAACCAUGGCGUACAAACCCUUUACCGCUCUACAAUGAUAUAAUCAGACUCAUUGAUGGACACUAUGCCACUGGUGAGGGUGCUUUUUAUAUCCCAGAGAUUGGUGAGCCUUCUUUGCCUUUGCCUCAUCCUUAUAAGGAGCAAGUGGAUCAAGAUGAUGUGGGCACAGCGGAUGGUCAUCCAGAGAGUGAUUUAGACUUGGAUGGGGAAGAAAAGUCUCAGGAUUCUAUUGAAGUGUCUCAGAGAUUAAAAUGCAAACAUGCAGCUUCUGGAUCACCCACUCCUGCAUCUGCAUCAAAGUGCCUUCAUACCAAGGUGACAGGACCUUCCGCCAUCCUUGGCAUUGCAGAUGCACUUAGUGCCGGUUUCAUCACUCAGUCGUCCUGA